Heterotrigona itama is the source of this 542-nucleotide messenger RNA. NCBI's taxonomy places the organism in Eukaryota, Metazoa, Arthropoda, Insecta, Hymenoptera, Apidae. The record is from the annotation of a GenBank genome assembly.
UAGAACAUUUGCCAAUCAACAUGCACCAUUUAGAAAUGUAAAUGCAAUAGUUUAACCUUUUUUAUAGAAGAGUUUUUUUUAAUUUCUUUUCACUUUAAAAGAAAAAAAUGGCUUCAAGAACAUUUGUAUGUCAAAGAUAUAUAUCGAAUUAUAAUGAGGUAGGAAAAUCGAAUUUUCAUGUAACGAAACAUGUUUGCGUAAAUCAUUCAGCGUGUCGCGAUCCAUCGGACGAAUCAAAUGCAGAUUCCAGAGGAACAAAGAAAUCGAGUAUAAAAAUGUGUCACAAAUUCAAUUCAACAGAGACGAUAUUUCUGUUUGUCGAAAUGACACGUCGUCAACGGAUGAAUCUAGUUCACCGUCCAGCAAACAAGAGGAGAAUUCGAUGUAAUAAAAUUAAAAUUAAAAUUUGUCACAAAUUUUAUUUUUUCAAUUUUCCCAUUAAAAAAAAAAAAAAGAAGCUGUGGGACAAAAGAGUCAUUUGCGUCAAGCUGCAAGUGUUGCAACAUCACGGAGGGAUCAGAUCCUCUGGCCGAAGCGAUGUU